UUGGCCUCAGUUUCCCCAUGUGAACAACCAGGGGGCUGUACUGGAUGGUCCUCAGGCCCUGCACCCAACGCUGGCUGGGGCAUCCUAGGGUCACUGACCAGUUGUCUGCUUCCUUCCUUAGAGGUGGCUGAUGGCCUCUGCUGUGUGCUGACCACACCCUGCCUCACUCAGAGCACGGCCACCCCGGCCGUGAGGGCCCCUGACUCGCCUGUCACCUUGCGCCAGAAGAACUUCGACUGGAAGAGGGUGCCCAGACUGCAAGAGGACCCUGAGGGAGCCAGGAACCCACUUGGUGUAGAUGAGUCCCUUUUCAGCUAUGGCCUUCGAGAAAGCAUCGCUUCCUACCUGUCCCUGACCAGCGAUGACAACACCUCCUUCGAUCGCAAGAAGAAAAGCAUGUCCUUGAUAUACAGUGGGAGCAAGAGGAAGAGCUCCUUCUUCUCAUCACCACCAUAUUUUGAAGACUAGCCUGAGAACAGACACCAUCGUGUGUACCCAAAAUAACAGAGGUUGGAACUGUCACCUGGGAUUUGGCAGGGAGGCAUGGUUCCCUGGCCCCUGGGGAACCGCACAUCUUCCAGAAGCCAAGAAAAGGCACAUGAAGACUCAAACUCACAUCUUCUCUGUCCACAUCAUGACAAAGGGAACCCCUCCCUGGUGUCUGAUCAGUACUGAGACAUCACGAAAUGUUGAAUCACGAUGUGAUCGGGGAACAUUUCAGAAAAGCCCCAUGUAUGUGUGUGUGCUCGUUGUGUUUGUGGGAAAGAUAAAGACAUUAUCUCACAAGAAAGUGCACAGGACUGUUCAACGAACUGUCCAGAUGGUCACACUCUGAGCUCAUUGGAGAUAACUCUGGAGCGAGAAAAGCCUGGGAAGAAGAUGAGCCACAAGCUGCGGUCUGGCCAGUCCAGGUUUGCAAAUGGGUCCCCCGCCACGAGCUUUUCUAACCAACCCAGAAAGAGACCUUUGGUAUGCAGCUCCUCUCUUUUUAAGGGAACUCAGUGACACUAAAUGUUAAUCUUCCUUAUCAUCCCUGAAUCAGGAGAUCCCAGUGGCCUGCUGGUGCCAGGAAUCAGACAGCCUCCCUGUCUCUGUAGAGGGCGAGGCAAAGGGGAGAGAGGGAGGCUGCUUGUGGGAAAAUGGGAGGGUCACCUUGGAGCUGUGCAAGCUUUCCUGGUCUCCCCAGCCGUGGCUUCGUGGCACAGAAAGAGCUUCUCUGACAGGCUGGGACUCUUGCCAACAAAAAUGCAUCAGUUGUUUACUCAUGGUUGCCUGAAGAGCUAACUGUGUUAAGUCCCAUGUCAGGUUGAAAGAAAGAAAGAAAGGGAAUAAAAGAAAAAAGGAUCAGCAGAGGCACCCACAGUAUAGACAAGGAGAAAAACCUACAGACAAAUAUCAUGAAAGUGGGUUGUAGAAGGAAAAAUCAGCUCAUGGCUCCAGGGGGACUGGGGCAGGCAAUGGUGGCCCAUGAGCUCAUGUCUCAGCUGCACCUUCGCAGAGGGUAAGUGCAGCUGGAUUGAGUAGGCGAGAAUGGUUGGCCUUUUUGGAAAUGGCAAAUUGACUAAAUGCUAAAGAAUUAAUUCUAAUUCUAAAGGAUUAAUUCAUUUAUGUGAUUUUUCUGUAUCAUCAGUAUUUUAUUCUAAGAAGGGCCUGGCAGCCACAUGAAGAAAACUGCUGAGCUCCAGGAAAGAGGGGAGGCAGAGUGGCUUUAAUUCUGUCCUACUAAUUUUAAGAGAUGAGAGAGAAAGCACAGCAAAGUUCUAGAAAAGGAGAAGUAUUUAUCUUGAGGCCGCCCAUCCGGAUCUUGUUAGGAAGGGGGCUGCAGAUGCACCCAUGACUCAUUUUCCCCUGUUGCAAAGGGAUUCGGCGGGGAGGGGUACCCGUGGAACCCUUCGCUGCCUGAUACGAAAUGUCUGUCUGUUCACCACACGCAUUCCGUAGAUCUGAGAUCACUGUGCUGGUGUUACGUGUAUAUGCAUUUACGUGAUUUUCUGUAUCAUCAGACUCUUGUGUGUUUAUACAAGAAGACAUUUACGGUUUCCCCCAAGAACCCCUAAAGGCCAUUUCAAGGGGCCAGCCGAUGUGUGGGAAAUGAAUAUAACACUGUGGACGCUGACUUCCACCACAAGGGAGGGUGACCUCGCAAAAGCCAGAUGUUUGUACGGUGUCUUAUGCAUUGUUUUCCGUUGUAACUAGUGUGCUGGGAACUUUCGGGGAGCACUCAGAGGCAUUUCUAACUGGGAAGCAUUACACUUUGCUAAAUCAUGUAUUUAUUUCUGAUUAAAAUAUACCUAAUAAAUAUUUAAC
Molecule: messenger RNA, 2307 nt
Organism: Leptonychotes weddellii (Weddell seal)
Lineage: Eukaryota; Metazoa; Chordata; Mammalia; Carnivora; Phocidae
Source: RefSeq, a predicted model, not a curated record